This is a messenger RNA of Seminavis robusta, 1794 nucleotides long. NCBI's taxonomy places the organism in Eukaryota, Bacillariophyta, Bacillariophyceae, Naviculales, Naviculaceae. The record is from the annotation of a GenBank genome assembly.
AUGACAUCAAUGAAUUCGGCCCCUUCGAUGGAUGAAAAUUCCUUUGAGAUUGAAAAAAUGGCGCCAUCGACACGCAGCUUUCUAAUUGGGAGAAGAUCGGCAGUAGCCAUGGCAGCAGCGGCGGCUGCUAUCCUUCCUUCGCUUGGAGCCACAGCAAUAAGCAAUUCUGAACCUACAGCAUCUUUGCCACUGGAUGAUUUCGCUCUUGGUGAUGGAAUGUGGAAGCAACUGAAGGAGAGCAAAGAUCUCUCUGUUUCCGCCUUGGAUGAUUUUCUUGUCCCUGCAUACUUUGCUACCUACGCGGCUCGCUUUCUUGUCAAUUAUGACGAAGCAAUUGCUUCAUGGUGGAGGCAGGAAGAAAUUACAUAUUCUCUUCUUGGAGAUGAAAAACGACAGUCAAAGUUGGGAAAGUCCUUUGGCUCAAUGGCAAGAUCGAUCCAGAUUGCGCUGGAUAGUUUCAUACGACAACCAAAGUUCCAAAAUAAUCCCAGCGAAGCAUUCGCAGAGCUAUUGGGAAUGUUCCUCAGCACCUACGGAAGAGACCAAGAAGCCAAGCGACAAAUUGGAUUGCUGUUUUCAAUGCUACCUUCCAAAGAUAUACCCGACAAAGUGGGUCAAUUUGCAAUUACACAACAAACAACCGAUGCAUCCGCAGACAACAAUAUUGCUAAUGACAUGAUGUCGCGAGAUUACAGUGCACUCUUACCCGCUGAAUACCGAGUCGUAAAAGCUAUCGAUGAUUCUCUCUCCAUUCAGCCACCGCUGCGAGUUUAUGCUAUCGGCGAGUCUGGUGAGACUGGCCAGACGGCUACAGGGACCCCUUUUGGUCCCCUAGCGUCCACACCGCUGAUACGCGAAAGGCCCAGUUUCAGUCCCUCCAUUUACGGCUUGUUUGGCAUUAGUGGGGCUACAGGCUGCGCGCUUACACAUUCCGUGGUCAUCCCACUCGACGUUGUAAAAACACGAGCUCAGACCAAUCCCGAUGAGUUUUCCGACCUACUCGCAGGAUCUCAAAAGAUUGUCCAGGAAGAGGGUAUUCAGGGCCUUUUACUUGGAGCCCAAGCAACAUUGGCUGGGUACUUUUGGUAUGGCUUAAGUGUUUACCCAAGCUACACAUUUUUCAAGCGACUCUUCACUCAGACCGUCCUGGCACCCGAAGUCUCUGCGAUUCAUGCAAACGAUAUUUCGUUGGUUGCAGGUGCCUUUGCGGCCGUCAUCGCCAGUAUUGGUUUGACACCGCUCGAAGCAGCAAGGAUUCGUGUGGUUGCCGAUCCAGACACGUACAGACCUUUAGGGUUGUCGGGGACACUCGAUGCCAUUGCAGCAGAGGACAAAGACCUUGGUUGGCAAGCUUUGUACGCGGGGUUUCCUUCUCUGUUAUCCCGGCAAGUAAUCUUUGGGUCCAUCAAAUUCUUGGCUUUUGAACGAACGUCCGAAGCCAUUUUUGCCGCAGCACCCGGUCUGAGGGACGCGACAUGGACUGCUCUGACAGUCAGCCUAGUUGCUGGAGGGUUGUCAGGGGCUGUGUCAUCGAUUGUUUCACAACCAGCUGACUCGUUAUUGACGUUUGUCGCCCAGAACAAUCGUGGUACUUCAAGUAUGGGGCUGAUUGAUGGCUGUCGGGUAAUGAUCAGGGAAGAUGGAGUUGGGUCACUGUUUCGUGGUUUGUCCAGCCGCUGCUUGUGGGCUGGGAGUAUCAUUGCUGGUCAAUUUUUGCUUUACGAUGUGUUCAGAACACUUUUUGGUGUCACAAACGAUGAUCUCUCCCAAGUGUACCAGAUUUCGAUACAAUAA